Molecule: messenger RNA, 902 nt
Organism: Temnothorax curvispinosus
Lineage: Eukaryota; Metazoa; Arthropoda; Insecta; Hymenoptera; Formicidae
Gene: mRpL9
Product: 39S ribosomal protein L9, mitochondrial
Exons: 2
Biological process (GO): translation
Cellular component (GO): mitochondrion; ribosome
Molecular function (GO): structural constituent of ribosome
Source: RefSeq, a predicted model, not a curated record
AUAGAUAUGUUGAAGUUCCCAAGAUUAUUAGUAAAUCACGUGAAAGCGUUGGCGACGCCCGCUUUACCGAGCAAGGCGGAUCAUCUGUCACAACAAACACGGAACACCUUUAUUCUCAAGAGAAGAUUUCCAACGUCUCUCCACGCGAAGAAUUCCAGGCCCCAUCGAUUGAAAAAGAGGCAUUUUGUAUACGAUCUCGUUGAGGAUACGAAUGUAAGAAGAAGGGAACCGGUUGAUUUGAUUCUAACGCAAUACGUAACGGGACUUGGUAAUGUGGGCACUCGAGUAUCGAUGCAUCCGUCACGGGCAUACCAAGAGCUCUUACUGCCGAGACUGGCCGACUACGCUACUCCUGAGAAUAUUGAGAAAUACACGAAAUUGGCAACGGACCAGAAGGACAGCACGCCGUUCAGCUCUGCCUUGGUAGAAAAAACGAUCAAGUACCUGUCGCAGAAGCGGAUAACAAUCACAAUGUCGAAGGACGUGCCGUGGACGUUGGAGAAGUGGCAUAUAAAAGCGAAUUUCCGCAAGGCUGGUAUCCACCUACCGGAGGACGCUAUAGCGAUACCCGAAAGGCCAAUAUCCGGGCCGAAUCUGGAUCUAGAGGGAAAGGAGUUUUACGUGACUCUUACGAUUAAUAAUCGCGAGCAGGUGAAGGUGAGAUGUCUCCUGCAUCACUGGACGCUGGAAAAGCCGCCGAUACCCGGUGACGAGUUCUGGAAGACGCCAGGCGAGCCGAUAUUUCCCGAGGACAAGCCGAUUUUAGACUCUCUUCCGCCCUUCUGGGUGGAAAAAAAGAAAACUAUAUCGUAUUUCUAAUGUAUUGUGUUACACUGUAAAUAAAUAACGCUUAACGGGGAAUAAGAAUGCACACGUUUUCUUAAAAGUUCCCAACUUAGAUA